Molecule: messenger RNA, 426 nt
Organism: Ustilago hordei
Lineage: Eukaryota; Fungi; Basidiomycota; Ustilaginomycetes; Ustilaginales; Ustilaginaceae
Exons: 1
Coding region: 1-426 (141 amino acids)
Source: RefSeq, a predicted model, not a curated record
AUGCCGCUCGUCAUCCCAGACUCAAGUCAAAUUCCCACCGUCGUGGGAGACUACUCGACGGUCACCACCGAAGCUCUGCGAGGACUUAACGCCGAGACUCUCGUUCAUGAAAUCAAGCGACUCCAGGAUAGCGUUGUACGACUUGAGGACUCUAACCGCCAAAUUGAACAAUUCGUCCAAGAAACAGGCAACGAGCUUGAUGACAACGAUCGCAAAGAGAUGAAGAAUGCUUGUGUCGACAACGACGGUACCAUCGCCAAGCAGAACGACGUGGUAGAGAAGCUCUUCGAUGUGCUGGAAGAGAAGACUGGCUAUCAAGAUACGCAAGCCCACUACGGUCUGACACGGCCUUCCAACACGGCAGCUUUGGCAGCGUCGACCGAUCAAGCUCCGAUGCAAGAGGACUCAGAGGGUGUCUUUUUAUGA